CACAUUUAUUGUCUACCGCAGUAAUUACAGGGGAUCUUGAAACAGAAAUAAGUGAUAACGAUAUAUAAUGAUGGAUUUUAAAAUUAUUCUGAUCUCAGUUCUUAGUUUAGCAACAGUGCAUGCCGUGGUUCCUGAGAUGUCUGUUAGGUCCAGCAGUGUUCCAAAUGCCAAAUACGAAGUAGACGCUGUCGAAGUUUUGAGAGAAGCAUACUCCACAUAUCCCGGUGAUACCUACCAUAUCGCAAGGACGAUCAGUGAUGUAUUUGAAACAAUACAUCCCUCAUCAGGUGGCUGGAAAGUAUUUUUUGGCUGUAACCAAUGGGAAUAUUAUAAUGCCAGGAAUUUCAUUUAUAUCGCUAUUAACGUUAAAAUCGAUAAUGUAACUACUGUUGUAACGAUCUUCAACUGAAACUGA
Messenger RNA from Acanthoscelides obtectus, 415 nucleotides. NCBI's taxonomy places the organism in Eukaryota, Metazoa, Arthropoda, Insecta, Coleoptera, Chrysomelidae. The record is from the annotation of a GenBank genome assembly.